AACAAACCCGAACAGUUUUGUAAAUACCACCUAACUUCAUCUAAUCACGCUAAAAGACGGUGUCAUCUUACUUCACAACUACUAAAACCAAAAGCUGACUCUUCGUUUUCUUUUUCUAUAGUCUCCUAAGAUCUCUCAACCUCUGUUAAUAUCUUUUAUGGAUGAAGCCAAACCCAAACCCAAACCCAAACCCAAGAUCCAAACGGUUUUGUUGAAGAACAAGUCGACGAAGAAAAGAAAGAGAUGCUAAAGCUAAAGAGUCCACAAAAAGCUACCAUGCAGAUUACUAGAUGGGUUUCGGAUCUUGAUUGGCGUCUCCUCUUGUUAAUAAUCCCUUCUUUAUCUGUUCUUGUGUUUCUUUCUUUAUCUUCUACACCUAUCGACUCAUUUCCUUCUCUCCGAUCUUUUAUUUUCAACCAUACCCUCCUUACUUCUAAUUCACCCGAUUUCGUAAAUUCGCUGCCGAGUGGUGUCCAUAAUCGGAGGGAAUCGUCGGUGGCUAAGUGGAAAGAUGAGUUGCUUCGGUCUCGAAUGGCGGUGUGUUUGGUGGGUGGGGCCAGGAGGUUCGAACUCACUGGACCAUCGAUAGUGGAGAACAUUCUCCAAGUCUAUCCAAACGCGGACCUAUUUUUGCACAGUCCGAUGGACAGAAAUGCUUACAAGUUUUCAUUGUUAAAGAUGGCGCCCAGGCUGGCAUCGGUUCGAAUCUUCAACCCCAAACCCUUGAAUGAGACCGAGUCUCAAGUCCGAGUACUCACCGCCGCCAACUCACCCAAUGGCAUCCAGGGUCUGCUGCAAUACUUCAAUCUCGUUGAAGGAUGUUUGCAAAUGAUUGAAACGUACCAAAAAAGAAAAAACUUCACAUACGAUUGGAUAAUCCGAACCCGAGUUGAUGGAUACUGGAACGCUCCAUUAGGACCCGAGAAUUUCAUUCCGGGUCAAUACCUUGUCCCGCCCGGAUCGGACUACGGUGGACUCAACGACCGACUCGGCAUUGGCGAUCUCAACACGUCUAAAGUUGCACUUGCACGCCUCUCCCUUAUCCCCAAACUUGACUCGGCUGGGUUUCACCAACUCAAUUCGGAGACUUCAUUCAAAGCCCAACUCACCACCCAACACGUGCCGUACCUCACAAAACGGGUUCCGUUUUGUAUCGUGACGGAUAGAAGAUAUGGAUUCCCGCCGUCUCGGUUUGGUGUACCCGUGGCCGCGCUGUCUAGUCCGGGCCCACUGAGUGGGGCCAAGUGCAGACCUUGUACGGCCGCGUGUCAAGGGCGGUGCGUGGCUGGCGUUAUGCGAUCGCUCUAUAAAGGUUGGAGUUGGACGGACUGGGAUAAUGGGAGUCUUGAGUUGUGUAAUGCUCGUGACCAAUGGGAGAGAGGUUGGGAGAAGAUUUUUGAUAAAGUUGCUGGGAAGAAAUCUGCGUCUGUAAGGAAAAAAUUUGCGGAUUUAAAAAAGAAAGAAUGUGUUGAUGAUUUUAAUGAGAUGAAGAAACGGGUUUCUAACUGGGAGGCUCCGCCGCCGGAGGAAUUAUGUGGGCUUGGUUUAGCCGUUUAGGAUCUUAGAAACCAUGGGAUGGGGGGGGGGGGGGGGGGGGGGGGGCAGAGAUUGUUUCUGUAAAAAGCGAAAAGAAGAGGGGGUGUUUUUGGCUUUCUAAGAAAUUAGUUGUUGAUUUAUACCAAUAUAAUUUCACAUGUUUUAUUCUACCAAUAGAAGAAAGUAGUUAUUUAAUUAGUUAA
Molecule: messenger RNA, 1739 nt
Organism: Pistacia vera
Lineage: Eukaryota; Viridiplantae; Streptophyta; Magnoliopsida; Sapindales; Anacardiaceae
Exons: 2
Coding region: 244-1557 (437 amino acids)
Source: RefSeq, a predicted model, not a curated record